AUGGCCCUCAUGGGGGGCAGCAGAGUGGGAGGUGCUGAUCUCCUCUCUCUGGUGAGCAUCGAGAGGACACGAGGAAAUGGAAUGGAGCUGCGCCAGGGGAAGUUCAGGUUGGACAUCAGGAAAAAGUUCUUCACUGAGAGGGUGGUCGGUCCCUGGAGGAGACUCCCCAGGGAAGUGGUCAUGGCACCAAAUACCUUCUUAAAAAAGGGCUCUGCUACUCUGGACAAAUUAAAGGACCUCUGUAACGAAGGGAAAGAACAUCCUUCUGUGCUUUUGCAGCUCUAUGCGCAGGCUGUCUUAGACAUCACAUAUUUUGAAGAAAACCAGCUUGUGGAUGAAGAUUUUCCAGAAGAAUCUUCCCUGCAAAAAGUUCAAGAACUUACUUGCAUUCUUUCAGAACCAGAACGCCUAGUGAGGGAAUGCAACAUAAAUGAAAAACCGAUCAACAUCCUUGGUGCAGAGUUGUUAGAGUGCCUUUACUGGAGAAAAGGAGCCCUGCUUUACAUGUAUUGUCAUACAGCAAAAGAAAGGAGAGAAUGGCUACGAGGAAAUGUUGCCAUAUUUAAAAAGUUUCUUAAUGAUGGAGUUCAUUACUUGAUGAAGAUGCUUAGCUUGAGAUGCCCUCUUCAGCUAAAUGAAGAUGUCUCAUUUCAAGAUAAAGACACAGCUAGAUUACUCAGUGAAGGUAUAUUUAGUGACACUCACUUACUGGCAAUGAUGUACAGUGGAGAAAUGUGCUACUGGGGACUACAACACUGUGGAGAAGGGAAGCAAGAAAUCCUUGGGACAACAAAUUCUGUGUCUAACAGUGACCUGGGCUGCGGAUCACAGAGUGUGUCGCUGGAUUUCAGAGAAACGGGCAAAAACAUGUUAACAAAGUAUGUGGCUGUAUGUGAGGGACCUUUAAAUGGCCAAGGGUGGAACACAACAACUGCAAAACAAAUGUUGUGUUACUUCGUGAAAUCCCCCAGCUAA
Molecule: messenger RNA, 975 nt
Organism: Charadrius vociferus (killdeer)
Lineage: Eukaryota; Metazoa; Chordata; Aves; Charadriiformes; Charadriidae
Gene: RIMOC1
Product: chromosome unknown open reading frame, human C5orf51
Exons: 6
Coding region: 1-975 (324 amino acids)
Biological process (GO): mitophagy
Source: RefSeq, a predicted model, not a curated record